This is a messenger RNA of Theobroma umbraticum, 1707 nucleotides long. Its product is annotated as POLAR LOCALIZATION DURING ASYMMETRIC DIVISION AND protein. The record is from RefSeq and is a predicted model, not a curated record. NCBI's taxonomy places the organism in Eukaryota, Viridiplantae, Streptophyta, Magnoliopsida, Malvales, Malvaceae. Gene Ontology annotation, biological process: asymmetric cell division.
UCCGAAAAUAAAGAAAGUUAGGAAAUUGCCACUGCCACCUGCGUCUCGCUCUUCACUCUCUUCUCUCAUUCUCUCUACUCUCUUUGAUGCAUUAAUCUCUCCAUCUCUCUCUUAUUCUCUAACAAAAGUUAUGCCUUUCCUCUCCCUUUGAUCUCAAAUGUGGCAAAUUCUCUUAGGCGCGGCUGUUGCAGGAUCCACCGGACUCCUUGCUAAACACCUCUUUAACCCCAACAACCCCAUUUCUCAAGGUAACCCAAAUUCCGAUAAUGAUCAAGAAAAACUAGAUCUUCAGUUCCAAAAUGGGUUUUUAGAAUCUGGGUGUGAGAGUAAUGGAGAGGACAAAGGGAAGCAAGAUGGGAUCUUUAGAUUUUCCAGUUCUGAGUCUGCUGGAAAAACUGGGCUUAAAACCAAGGAUAGGAAUUUGAGGAAAAAAGUUGUCUUGAAGAAGGCUGAGAAAAGAUCAAGUGGAGCUGAUGGUGUAGAGGUGAGUAGAAGGAAGUUUGCUGUUUGGUCGAAGAAGAGGAGAACUGGUAUGAAUGUGGCUUAUAAGUGUGGAUCACGCCCUUCCAAAGAUGGCUCUGUGUUUCGUUGGGGACUUGGCUUUGGCAUCAUGUACAUGAUGUCAGCUGGCAAGGCUGAGAUCAAUAGGCUGAACUCAACAAUGGAUGAGACUGCAAAAGUCGUUCAGGAGUUAAAAACUGAGCUAUGCAAAAGAAAAUCAUCUUGCAAUGUACAAGCUUCGAAUUCUGCAAAUGAAGUUGCUACAGGGUCAAAGAAAUCUAGCGGCAAGAAUACACAAGUACUGCUUGAUAAGUCAGGUACAGGGAACAGAGACCAUAAUGAGAUCAAAGUAUGUAGCGUCCCGGUAAUUGAUGAUGGUGAGUAUGCCAGUAGUGUUCUUACUGAAGAGCCAGAACCAGAGGUAGAGGUGGGGGAAAUGGAUCAGCUAGAGGCAGAGCUCGAGUCAGAACUGCAAAAAUUGAGUGAGACUGAGGUUUCAGCCAAAAGUCUGCAUGAGUCGGUGGGACAGAGGUCUGAUUCAUACCAGUGCCAGGGAGUGUUGCCAUCUGAACUAGAUCAGAAGCUGUGCCAUUUGCUAAUUGAGCAGCAGGAAAACCAAAUUGAGGAGCUAGAAUCUGAAUUGAGUUUGGCUCAAUCCAAACUCCGUGAGAAGGAAGCUGAACUCCAAGCACUAAAGGAUUGUGUUAGGGGCCUGGCUAACUUCUCUCUAUCAACAGUCUCAGAUGAUAACGAGACCCAAGGGGAGCAAGCAAGUAUGAACGAUCAGGAUUGCCCUAUUAAAAGUGGAUUGGAGACAAGGAAAUCAUUGGUUGGUAUGAAAAGACCUAUUGAGUCCUGAGUGCAACUGAUAUGCAUGAUUACCAUAUUUCCCAGGGGCAAGACCUAGAAGGAAAUUGAUAGGCAAUCAUCAGAUGCCAUCACAAAACAAUACCAGUUGUAGGUCACACCAUUCUAAAAUCUAGCUUGCAUAUUCCCUGUGUAUCUCCUGGACCCUUCCAUAUUAUAAUACUGUAGUAUCAGAAAUCUAGACAUGGUAAUCUGUUUAUUGAGUUCUGCCUGUCUGAUUAUUUUAUUACGAUGUGCUUGUAUUUUUUAUGCCUAGUGUCUGGAGCCGAACUCUCUUCACCAAGUGAUUCCUAAUUGACUUAGCUAGCUUGCCUGCUUCUCGGUCAAGCUCUUUCUUGA